UUGGAAAUCUGCUCGUACAGUGGAUACAAGGUCUACCCAGGCCACGGAAAACGCGCUAUUAGAGGAGAUGGUCGUCAUUUCUACUUCCUUAGCUCGAAAUGCGAGCGGUCUCACUACCUCAAGCGGAAUCCGCGUGAAGUGAAUUGGACCGUCCUUUACAGACGAAAGUAUCGCAAGGGUGCAGUAGAGGAGCUCACUAAAAAACGCACGAAACGCGUAACGAAGACCGCGCGCGCUAUUGCUGGCGCUAGCUUGACAGAAAUCAUGGCCAAGCGAAACCAGAAGCCCGAAGUCCGAAAAGCUAUGCGCGAACAGGCUAUGAGGGCAAUAAAGGAGAAGCAGAAGGCAAAGGAGGCCGAGCGCAAGUCAAAGAAGGCCGAGCUGAAGAAGAAGCAGACUGUUCCAGUUCAGCAGAAACAGAAAGCUGCCAAGAAGGUGAACAAACCAGCCCCCAAAGGUGGCAAACGUUUCUAA
Molecule: messenger RNA, 474 nt
Organism: Dibothriocephalus latus
Lineage: Eukaryota; Metazoa; Platyhelminthes; Cestoda; Diphyllobothriidea; Diphyllobothriidae
Source: the annotation of a GenBank genome assembly